This is a messenger RNA of Guillardia theta CCMP2712, 524 nucleotides long. RefSeq lists its product as hypothetical. The record is from RefSeq and is a predicted model, not a curated record. Lineage: Eukaryota; Cryptophyceae; Pyrenomonadales; Geminigeraceae. The coding region runs from base 5 to 478 and encodes 157 amino acids. The transcript has 4 exons.
GACAAUGGCUGGAUCAGUACGAGGGCCUUUGGGGAUGGCGGCGGCGACGCUGGCAAUGCUGAUGGCAGGAGCCGCCCUGACUGCUCUUGUUGCACAUUCGCAAUACAAUUCCAGUGGCGUUAGGACCGAGCUUGCAUCGAUGAACAGGAGACAGCGCUUCACAAUGUUGGACCAUUUGGAUGCAGGAGAGAGCGCCGAUGGAGAGUAUGAGGAUCAGACUGGAGACGGAUAUGAGUGCUGCUGGCAUGCUCCUAACCCAAAGCUUGCAAGCACCACUGUCGCUUCCAAGGUUGGACCCAACGGAUGGGGCUCCAAGGCAGAUGCUGAUGGUUCUGUCGACCACUACACCAACGCUCUCGGAGAUGUCCCCGAGUGGGUCUUCAAGGGCACUGCCGAUCAUCAGUGGAAGGACUACGACUCGGUGUACGGGCAGCAGUGGUAUGAGAACACUUAUCCCUCCGGCGAGUCAGGCAUUUAAAGCUGCUCUAUUUCCUGAGCGUGUGCAAGUAAAGACUUGAAAACUC